AACCCAGCUCAGAGCAGGCGGCGCAGAUGGGGGUUAGAAGGUGGAUCUCCAAGAAGAGCAGUGAGCAAAGUAAGACACGUUAAGUUGGAGAAUUAAGUGUUAUAACGCGAUUGGAUUGGGUGGAGAGCUCGAUCCCAAUAGGGCGAUUUGAGGACGAGCAUGAGGAUCAUGAUGUAAAAGACCCCCUCCUUCCUCCUCCUCCUCCUCCUUCUUGUCCUUUCUCCUCCUCGUCGUCUCAUGUGCCGCUGCUGAUGGAGGAGGUGAUGGGAGCGCUUUAGGAGGAGCUGCGCCUCCAGCUCUUCACUCUUCCAGCGACGACAGACGCGCACUUUGCAUGAGCGAGACUUGAAGUAGCAGCGCGAGGCUCGAGUCUCGGUUCCUCGGUUCCUUUCCCCCUUUCCUUCCUUUUUUUCCUCUUUUUUCUUUCUUAUCCCCUGAAAACAAAAAAACAAACAAAAAGAAAAAAACACACAGAGUUGUCUGGAGCCCCCAUGGAGAGGAGGAUGAGCUCCGCAGAGCUGUUCCCAAAGACCCUAAGCGCAGUGUCCAGCAGGAAGAUGGACCCCUACCGCGUGGCACCGGGAGUCGAGCCCCUGUCGUCCGGCUGCUACGAAACGGGAGAGCCCGACCCGGCUGGAGGAGGCGGCGGUGGCGGCGGGAGAGGAGCGGGAGGCAUCGGAGCGUUGGGCUUACCCACUGGCUCGCUGUGCGCGCGGUACGGAGACGCGAGCGCGAGCCGGACGCCGGCGGCCGAGAGCAGCGGGGGCGAGCAGAGCCCGGACGACGACAGCGACGGCCGCUGCGACCUUAUGCCCCGCGCCCCCUCGUGCGCCUCUUCGGGGUUGGCCGCGUCCUCCGGUGUCCAGGGCAAAGCGCCCGAAACGGGCAAGAAGAACCGCGAGCAGAAGAUGCUGCGGCUGAACAUAAACGCGCGCGAGCGGCGGCGCAUGCACGACCUGAACGAUGCGCUGGACGAGCUGCGCGCGGUCAUCCCGUACGCGCACAGCCCGUCCGUGCGCAAGCUCUCCAAAAUCGCCACGCUGCUGCUCGCCAAGAACUACAUCCUCAUGCAAGCGCAGGCGCUCGAGGAGAUGCGGAGACUCGUGGCGUACCUCAACCAGGGCCACCCCAUGCCGGCCGGGCCGCUGCCGUCAGCCGCAGCCGCGGCUGCAGCCGCUGCGGCCGCACUCGGGCCGAGCCUGGGUUACGACCAGGCUCCACCAUACACCUUCCCCUCUGGAGCCGCCGCCGCCGCAGCAGCCGCUGCCGCUGCCGCCUCGUCCUGCCCCGACAAGUGUGCCCUCUUCAACACGUCCAGCCUGUGCAAACAGUGCACGGACAAGCCUUAAAAGUAGUAGUUCACACUCACACAGACAGAGAUGGAGUUGCCGGCACCGGACUCGAGUUUGCAGACUGUGUGGCUGCACAUCCUCACUCUCAGACCUGAGACCUGAGACCUGAGCAGUAGGCUGCAAUUUCCUAAACUUGGAAUGGAAGUCAAUGGAAGCGUGCUAAAAACAGAAAACAAUCUUUCUAUUUCAGAUGACUUCAAUUCCUAGCAGGUUUUUUUUCUCCUAUUUCUCUCUCGGUUCAGAUACUUGAUUGUGUAUAUAAAGUAGCCUGUAAGUGCUGAGUGAGUGAGAGUGAGUGAGCGAGCGAGUGAGUGAGUUUGAGACCAAAUUCAAAUUAAGUCUAUGAGUGCUAAGGAAUGGACGAUGGCGAUUAUUUAUGGACCCUACAGAGACUGAAGGCCAUUGACCUGGCAACACACAACCCUCGUUUACCUUUGCCACACUUUCAUUGGGGGGAGAUUUUUCCAUGACCAUCUGAAUUCAUGUUCUGCAAACUUAAAAGUGGACGUGGCAAAAAAAAAAGAAACUAUUUAUUUUCAAAUGACAUUUUCCAUUGAAUGGUAACACCACGCACUGAGAGUAAAAAGUGGAAAACAUUCACUUUGCUUUGGAGUCUUUUGAGGUCUGUGAAUGGAGUUCAUUUGGUAUGCAUGUGACGUUUCAUUCUGCACAGCUGUAAAUUUGGCCUUAUUUAAUUUUGUUCUGAUUUGAUAUGAUGUUUUCUUGUCCUGCAGCAGGCUGUGGAUGAAGUGUCUGCUUUCUUUCAGGCUCGUUGUCAGGUCAAUACAGUGAGCACUGUAGAUACAUUUGUGUCGGUAUGAGUGCAGAGGGACGUUUGUAUAUUGUUGAUGUACUGGAAAAAGCUUUAUUAAAAUAUUUUGAUCAAGCUUAAAAAUA
Molecule: messenger RNA, 2249 nt
Organism: Astyanax mexicanus (Mexican tetra)
Lineage: Eukaryota; Metazoa; Chordata; Actinopteri; Characiformes; Acestrorhamphidae
Gene: bhlhe22
Product: basic helix-loop-helix family, member e22
Exons: 1
Coding region: 492-1349 (285 amino acids)
Molecular function (GO): protein dimerization activity
Source: RefSeq, a predicted model, not a curated record